GUCAAAACAGAGAGCCAGGCCGUAAAAAUGGAGGACAUCGAGACAGAGAGAGUCGAGCCUGUCAAGAAGGAAGAGCCUGAGCCAGCGAAGCCAGCCGGGCCACAAGGGAUUCCCGGUAUUCCAACGAUCUACACGAUCUAUAAGGCUGCUGAGGACAUACAGUAUACUCCUGAGGGUUUCCUCAAGGAGGGAAUAAAAAUGGUAAAGAAUAUUAAGGCACAUGUCAACCGUCUUGAGCUUGGGAAUAAGCUUCGUAAGGAAGUUUGGUUACGCGAGAUUACAAGCCUUGAGGCGCAAUGCUCACCUAGUACCAUGAUAGCCGUGUGUGGAGCAACGGGUGCCGGCAAGUCUUCGGCGUUGAACGCGAUUCUGGAUGAUAAUAUUGUCCCAACAAGCGGAAUGCGAGCUUGCACGGCUGUGGUAACCGAGAUUUCCUACCACAAGAACAAGACUAUUGAGGCCGAUGUUUCCUUCCUCUCCGAAAAAGAAUGGAGAGAUGAACUCGAGGUCCUCUUGGAUGACCUGUUGGACGAAGACGGCCAAUUCCGGCGAACGUCUGACUUAAGGAGUGAGGCCGGGGUCGCUUGGCAUAAAGUUCAUGCACUGUACCCGACACUCACACAAGAUCGUCUUGCUACUAUUGCUCGCCGUGCUGGGCCGGAUCGUAUUGAUGCUAUCCUCAAGGUCGAUCCAAAAAUUUUGCAACUGAUGGGCAGUACGAAGAAGAUAGUAACAAAUCACUCUAGGGAGUUCUCCAAGGAAAUUGCGAAAUACAUUGACUCCAAAGACCAGAAACGGGGUGAGAAAAAGGACAAAGAAAAGAAGGAUAAUGGUCCCGCCUUGUGGCCACUUAUUCGACAGGUCAAUGUACGUUGCAACAGUCAUGCAUUGAGUACCGGGGCUAUUCUCGUGGAUCUUCCUGGAGUUGCGGAUGCGAACGCUGCACGUUCUAGUAUUGCCCGUGAUUACAUGAAGAAAGCCAACUGCAUCUGGAUUCUGGCACCAAUCACGAGAGCUGUUGAUGAUAAAACGGCCAAAGAUCUUCUCGGCGAUGCUUUCAAAUCACAGCUCAUGAUAGAUGGCAGCUUUGCUGAUGUCGAAAGCACAAUUACAUUUAUUGCCACAAAGUGUGACGAUAUCUCUUGUUCAGAGGUUAUAGGUAGCCUUUCUCUUGAGGAUGACCCAGUUCUUGAGGAGAUCGAAGAGCGGCUCAGUCAAGUUCGCAGUGACAACAAGGAAUGGAAGCAAAAGAAGACUGACGCUGAAAAAGCUGCCAAGCGCGUGACUGAGGAAUUAAAAACGAUCCGUGAAGACAUUGCUGAACACAACGAACAUCUGAAGGCUCUAGAGGAAGGAAGAACAUUCACUCCGAGAAAACCAGAAAAGAGUAAGAAAAACACCAAGAAACGUAAGAACUCUCGUGGUGGGAAAGGUGGCUCUCCAAAGCGCAGACGAGAAGAUUUCGACCUUGAGGAAGAAGAAGAGGAGGAGAUGGCUCUUGACCCAGAUGCCGACGAGGACUCUGAUCUUGACGAUUUCAUUGAUGACAGUUCUAUUAAGAAUGCUGACUCGGAUAACGAGGAUCAGUCGGGAAGUGAUGCCGACGAAGACAACAAUUCAGACAGUGAAUCGGAAGCUGCCAUCCUGGCGGUCGAAGGUUUCUCAGUCGACGACAUAAAGGCGAAGAUCGAAGAGAAGAAAGGAGAGCUCAAGAACGCGCGAGAGAGACUAUCGGAGAGUCGCAGACUCCGCAAAGAAGCGUCAGAUAUGCUUGCCAACCUGAAGGAGAAACAGGACAAGGCACAAAAAGACAAGAACGCAUUCUGUUCCUCAAAGCGAUCCGAGUUCUCCCGUGACGUGCUGAAGGAAGAUUUCCGAUGCGGUCUGAAGGAACUCGAUGACGCCGCAGAAGAAAAGCGCAAUCCGGCUGGAUUCAACCCAUCUGAUAACUUGCGCGACUACGAAAGUAUCAACUUGCCUGUAUUCACGGUUUCUUCCCGCGACUAUAUCCGAAUCACAAAGCAAGUUAGAGGAGAUGGAGAGCCGUCAUGCUUCAGCAACGUUGAGGAGACUGGCAUUCCUGAAUUGCAGCAAUGGUGCCACACUCUCACGAUAAAAUCGCGUGAAAGGUCCGCGAAGAGCUUCAGAAGCCAUUUAAAAGUAUUCGCUACUUCCAUCAAGAGCUAUAUUGACAGCUUCGAUGCAGUCAGCGAGGCCGACAGAGAAGCGCUUCGCCGGAAAUGGGACAGUGAUCUUGAAGACGACCUUUACACAAUCAACUCUGAUAGUGACGACUUGCACACGUGCGAUGAUGACGAUGACGAUGACGAUGACGAUGACGAUGACUUCGACUGGAUAUAUGAACGCGGUAGAUUGAUUAAGGUACUUAAAGCUCGGCGAAGUGAACCACGGGCGAAUGAGAUACCCAUUGCUCGCCGUAGAAACGGGCCUGGUAUCACUGGAAGGCUGUCAGAUGAAUUCCAUGAUAUCAUUGCAUCUAGCGUUCGAGGGAUGCAACAGUGGUUCAAGGACGGACUAGAGGAGAAAUGUCAGACUGGAGCAGACGCAGCAGCGAAAACUGCAACUGGGACUUCUGACACAUUCGCGGCGUCCAUGCACUGGGCAACCUACAGAGCUACAUUACGCCGCGAGGGUGUCUGGCGCAGGAAUCUCAACGAGGAGUUGCUCAAUCCCAUGACAAGGACGAUAGCAUCCUCAUGGGCGAAGACCUUCGAGAACAACCUCUUUGCCGACUUUGAAACCAAGACUUUGGCUGCAAUAUCGGAGCUGGUUGAAGAAGUUGAAAAGUCUUGCCCAGACGGACUUAGCGAUCGGGCUCAUCAUCAGGGUCAACUUUGUUCUGAAGAAGUCAAAGUGACACUAAAGACUACUAUCGAUGUUGUGAGCGAAGGCUUGACUUCCGGACAGAAAGAAGUGUCUCGCUGCCUCGAACCACAUGUUAGAGAACAAUUGUCCGAGGGCUAUUAUCGAGCAAUGGAGGAACGGGGACGCGGAAGUGUGGCUCGGCAAAAGGCCGUUUUCAGGAAUUAUGUCGACACAAACAAGGAUGACCUUUUCGAACAUGGUGCAGAUAUCAUAAUUCAGAAGCUCGACAAGGUUGCCGAGGAUGUGGGUAAGGCAUUGAAAGAAUCUAUGACUAAUCUGGCGGAGCAAGUCGAAGUGAACCUUGCCGUCCUUUGGGAGACGGCUAGCAAUAACACCCACCUUAUAAGGGAACGUGCGGAGGCUGUUGCAUGUGUCAACUCGAUCCUCCAGCAACUGACCCUUUGGGAGAUUGCUAACGCGCUCAGGAAAGGUUUGAUAGACCAGCGCGAUUUACAUUGACGUACAUCUCCUGGCUCUUCAGGUUUAAAGGACGUUUUAGCCUUGAACAAAGAUAACAGUAGAAUCAACUUAUAGCCUCACUUAUUCUUGGUAUCGUACGGUUCGUAUUUUCUUGAAAGGUCGUUCUAAUUAAAAAAACGUAAAUACCCAGUCGUAUUGUCUUCUGUACCUGUACCCAUCUUUUUAAAGGUGUUAGUCUUGUAGCUCCAAUUUAUGAUGAUU
Messenger RNA from Fomitiporia mediterranea MF3/22, 3567 nucleotides. RefSeq lists its product as uncharacterized. The transcript is spliced from 20 exons. NCBI's taxonomy places the organism in Eukaryota, Fungi, Basidiomycota, Agaricomycetes, Hymenochaetales, Hymenochaetaceae. Bases 28 to 3345 code for a protein of 1105 amino acids. The record is from RefSeq and is a predicted model, not a curated record.